AUGAAGCACCAUCUGAUGGUCGGGACGUGGACCGCCCCCGGGCGCAUCUACACUGUCCAAUUCGACGAUGAGGCCCUCACCUUGGACCUGGUCAAAAAGACCGACAUUCCCGAGGCCGAACCCAUCUCGUGGAUGACCUUUUCCCACGACAAGAAGGCCAUCUAUGGCGCCGCCAUGAAAAAGUGGAACAGCUUCGCUGUCCACAGCCCGACCGAGAUCGUGCACCAAGCAUCGCACCCGGUUGCCGGUCAUCCUCUCGCCCCGAGCGCGGACACCAACACCCGCGCCAUCUUCGUGCUCGCGGCCCAUAAGCCCCCCUUCAAUGUCUAUGGCAACCCCUUCUACAAGUACGCCGGGUACGGGAACGUCUUCUCGGUCAAGCCGGACGGAGCUCUUGACGCCAAUGUCCAGAAUUAUGAGUACGACCCCAACACCGGAAUUCACGGUAUGGUGUUCGACCCCACCGAGACCUACCUCUACUCCGCAGAUCUCCAGGCCAACAAGAUCUGGACACAUAAGAAGGAUGCGGAGACGGGUCAAUUGACCCUGGUCGACUGCCUGGAGGCCCCUGAUGCCGGUGACCACCCUCGUUGGGUCGAGAUGCACCCCAGCGGCAAGUAUCUAUAUGCGCUGAUGGAGGCGGGCAACCGUCUGGCUGUCUACGUAAUUGACGAGCGCACCCACAAGCCGGUGUUUACCCAUAUCACCUACCCGCUCCUCCCGCCUGGUCUUCCGCCACGCAACAAAUACCGCGGCGACGUGACCUUCACGACCCGCAGUGGUGAGUAUCUGUUUGCGACCACCCGGUCCAACCACUUCGAUGUCACCGGCUACAUCACGGCGUUCAAGCUAGGCCCCUCCGGCGAGAUUGAGCGCCAGCUCUUCAUCAACCCCACCUCGACCAGUGGCGGUCAUUCCAACGCGGUCAGCCCCUGCGACUUUAGCGAUGAGUGGUUGGCGCUGUGCGACGACCAGCUGGGUUUUGUCGAGAUGUACCGCUGGCACGACGAGAAGCUGGCCCGCGUGGCCCGCGUGGACAUUCCAGAGCAGGGCUUUGGCAUGAACGCCAUCUGGUAUGAUUAA
Molecule: messenger RNA, 1083 nt
Organism: Penicillium macrosclerotiorum
Lineage: Eukaryota; Fungi; Ascomycota; Eurotiomycetes; Eurotiales; Aspergillaceae
Product: lactonase family protein
Exons: 3
Coding region: 1-1083 (360 amino acids)
Molecular function (GO): 6-phosphogluconolactonase activity; protein binding
Source: RefSeq, a predicted model, not a curated record